AGGUGGAACGUACCUAAAUUUGCAUAAAAUCAUCCACUUUGUUUGCUAAUAUUAAAACUACGUUCAAGUCAUGUUGUAUUUUCUUAAGCAGGAUAAUGGGAGUAUACCUGGUAAUAUAUUUUAUAUUACUGGGAACGGCGAACAUGCUAUCGGAAGAGGUGAUUGCCACCUAACUUUGCCUAGUGAUCAAUCCGUAAGCCGAAGACAUGCAUCAAUAUGGAUAGAGAAUGGGAUACUAAAGGUUAAAGAUCUUGGAUCUCGUUAUGGGACUUUCAUAAAUGAUGGAAUUGAAGCAAAUCGAAUCAUUAACAAUAAUGGUGAAGUAUAUUCUUUACAAGCUGGAGAUAAAAUUCGUUUUGGAAUGCAAUGGAAUAUUUGGGCGGUAUGCGGUUUUCCAAUACGAACAGUAACAUCAAACAUGUUAACGGAACAAAAAGAAAUUGUUGCUAGCUAUUUGGCUGUAUUAAAUGGCCAAUUCGUUAUGGACUUUGAUGACGCUUGUACUCACGUUACAGUGGAUACAAUCUACUUAACAGUCAAAUUAUUAUGUGGCCUAGUGAAAGGUAUUCCAAUUGUAACACCUCAAUAUUGGAAAGAUUGCGUUGAAUGUGUACGAAAUAAUAGACUAUUACCCGAUACUAAAAAUUAUUUACCACCAUUAGCAGAGGAUUUGAUAAACAAAGAAAACAUAAAUUUAGCACCAGGUGCACGUAGGGAACUAUUUGUCGGAAAAUAUUUCUUAUUUUCAAAUGAACGCAGUCGCAGUAAAUUACGAAAGAUGGUGGAAAUUGCCGGAGGUCAAACAAGUUUAUGGUCAUCAUUCGAUCGUAGUGUUUUACUUCAGAAUAACGUAAUUGUGCUACGACCGAAUACGAUUACUGAUUCAGAUACAACUCACGAGUAUGCUGGAUACGAAGAAAUCAACGCACUAUUAGAAGCACACGGGAAGCGAAUGAUUCCAGAACAUGAAAUUGCCUUGGCAUUAUGGCAUUGUGAUUGUACCACAAAUUGUAAUCCAAAUUUCAAGGUGACAUCACGUCUAUUUGGUCAAAUGAAUUUUGCUAUUCGAAAUGACGAUAUUAUUGUCACUGAAACAAAUUCAAUGUCACAAUAUCCAUAUUCGCAACCAGCUGGCUCACAAAUUAUAAUUCCACCGACACAACAAACUCUUGGUAUGACACAACCAAUUGCUACUCAAAAUGUUUUAAAUAUUCCAACGAAUAUUGGUGGAAUGAUGGCAUCAACAUCAGACGUGAUGACGGAUCCAAAUCUAAUGCGAAAACGAUUAAAUGAGGAUAGUGGAGUUCAUGAUGCGUCUGCUGAUAAAAGAAUGCGGUUAGAUGGAAAUAUGCAAAGUCACUUGGGAACAACAGGUGUCAUGAAUGGUGGUCUUUAUGGUAAUCAAAACGCCGGUAUAAUACCAGUUGAUGCAAAUCAAAUACCUGAUUUCCAAACUCGUAAGCGUAAAGCAGAUGGUGAAGAUGUCAAUGGAACAUCAAAACGAUUUAUGCUUGAAAACAACAACACAAGCAACGAUGUAAAGAAUUUCCCGGUUGUGGAUCCAGCUAUAUUGGAAAAUAUUUACUCAUCAUCUGGAUGGUUAUCGAAAACAUUCUUAAAAAUGGAAAUUAAAACUGAAGGUAUAGAUGACGGUGGUGGUCUUGAUGGUCUCAUUCCACCUGAAGAACAACCGGAAGUGAAACCACCAACGUUGGACGAUGAGGAUAAAAUACAAAUUAAAGUUAUUACUGUGCCAUCACUCAUUGUAAAAAAAUCUAUGUACGACUCAAUCAAAGAAGAAGGCAGUAAUAUUUCAACAAAAGAUGUUAACUUCAAGAAAUUCAAAAAGAUUCAACCGAAAAAAUCCAAUUACAUAAUCAGCUCGUUUACUAGACGAGUAUGUGAUGGAUCAUUAACGAAUUCAUUAAUGGAUAAUGGAACAAUGGAAAAACCUUUGGAUAAUGGAACAAUGGAUAAUGGAACAAUGGACAAUGGAACAAUGGAUAAUGGAACUGCAAAUAAUAUCGAUUCGUUGAAUAAUAUUGAACAUAAUUUAAUUGAAGCGUCAUAAAUCUUUUCAACUGAGUAUUUAUUUGCACGUUACCGUACAAAAAUACUACCCCGUUGCGUUAGAAUGUGCACUCAUUUUAACGUCAAUAAAUUUAUGUUUGCAUUGACUGGUGACUUCCAUAACCAUAGGCCGCAGUUUUGAGAAUAUAAGGAUUCAAAUAAUGCAAACAAAAAUUUAUGAAAUGUAUAAUUUUUUUGAAAAUAUUUGUACGUUGUUGCUUGCAAAUAGACACGGUGUUUUUUUUAAAGUGAUAUAUCAUUAUUAAUAAAGUCCAUGUUGUGUAUUUAGUGUUUAUUUUACGUAAAGGAAUUAUUAUUUUAGGAUAGAUUAUUAUUUUCAUCGUAAAAUUUACACUAUUUAGGAAUACGAUCAUGUCUAUCAUUAUAAAUAUAUUAUUAUAAAUCUCAAGAUCUUGAAUCGUUACAGAGUUUGAAAACAAUUGAAAAUGAGCGCUUAGAAUUGUUUAUAAUGCGCUUUGUCAACACUAAAGUUAAAUUUAAGUUUUACUUAAAGAUGUACAGAGUUUUAGACGUCUGUAAAGUGGAUCGAAGAACAACUACACCAACCAAAAAUAUGUUCUGCAUUGUUUACUCUUUUUUUUAAUAUGUCGUAAACCAUUUGUUUGUUUAUGGUUAUUUUAAUUUGCUGCAUUCGGAUUGCGAAAUCAUUAAUGAGUAUUUCGUUUUUUUAUUUAUUUGUACCAUGUGGGCUGCCUUGAUGAAAUUUUAUAUAGGCUUGCAGAUGCUCAUUGAAAUUUUGAAAUUCGAAUAAUCCGAUAGAUUCUAGAGGAUUUUUUUUAUUUAUUCAGAAUAAGCUGCUAUUUUUAUUUAUAUUAAAGCCCAAAUUUAAAAAAAAUGGUGUUUCGAAUAGAUGCAAAAAAAAAAACAGUUCAAGUAAAGACAGACAUAUCACAUACCUUCUAUCUUUGUCAAAAAGCGCUGUUUGAUAAAGGUAAAAGAUAUUUAUUUUCUUUACUUGAAAAGUUUUUUGACAACUAUCCGAAACAAUAUCAAAUCGAUGAAAAGGCAUAUUUUUAUUUGUUGACAAUCACGGGACUUUCGUAAUGGCCAUAGAGUACCUCUUUUGGUUUAUAGUUUGGUCUUUUUUUGAAAAGAAUAUAUGUAAUUUUGAAGAAUUCUCAGCUUAAAUUAUCGUUACCAUUACAAAAAACUAAUAGGAGCUCUCAAUGAAGCAAUCAUUUUCCUAAUACUCUUUUAAUUGCGUUCAUUCUUUGUAACACUAAUGUGUAAUAAUUUUUUUUUAAAUAUAUAUACUUAAAUUACGUGAAAAGCGUGCUCCCUUCUUUGUUCAUGGUCCUCUUCCUAUAUUAGUAUUAUCAAUAACAUAUUUUUUUAAAUCAUUCCAUCAUUGGUUGAAAAUGUAAUUAACAGCUUCAUAAAAUAAAAACCGAUUCAUUAAUUA
This is a messenger RNA of Chrysoperla carnea, 3493 nucleotides long. RefSeq lists its product as uncharacterized. The record is from RefSeq and is a predicted model, not a curated record. NCBI's taxonomy places the organism in Eukaryota, Metazoa, Arthropoda, Insecta, Neuroptera, Chrysopidae. Bases 71 to 2071 code for a protein of 666 amino acids. Gene Ontology annotation, biological process: mitotic G2 DNA damage checkpoint signaling; double-strand break repair via homologous recombination. The transcript has 6 exons. Gene Ontology annotation, cellular component: Mre11 complex. Gene Ontology annotation, molecular function: protein binding; damaged DNA binding.